GACAUUAUCCACGAUCCUGGACGUGGUGCCCCUCUGGCCAUCAUUGCUUUGCGCGAUCCAUGCAAAUAUAAGACCGUAAAGAACACCGUUAUUGCUGCUGAAGGGAUGUACAUAGGACAGUUUGUGUAUGCGGCUCGAAAGCUAGCAUUCAAGUUGGAAAGAUCGUACCUGUUGGAAGCCUCCCAGAAGGAAUUACCAUCUAAAAUGUUGCAGGAAAAUGUGAUGACAGAGAAAGCUGACAAAAUGCUCUGGUAA
This is a messenger RNA of Ostertagia ostertagi, 255 nucleotides long. The record is from the annotation of a GenBank genome assembly. Lineage: Eukaryota; Metazoa; Nematoda; Chromadorea; Rhabditida; Trichostrongylidae.